This is a messenger RNA of Penaeus monodon (black tiger shrimp), 1386 nucleotides long. RefSeq names its product atherin-like. NCBI's taxonomy places the organism in Eukaryota, Metazoa, Arthropoda, Malacostraca, Decapoda, Penaeidae. The coding region runs from base 1 to 1386 and encodes 461 amino acids. The record is from RefSeq and is a predicted model, not a curated record. The transcript is spliced from 5 exons.
AUGUCACAUUUCAAGUGUCCAUGUUAUUUAUUCAAUAUAUUAUCGUCUUAUGAUUCAGUGUUAUACACAAUAACAGCAUCUCCCGCGAAGAGCGUAAUAAUCUCCCGUCUGACGCCUUUGCAUGAAAUCUCCAUCAAAUGCUAUGACUCUCAGCAAUCCUUGCAAAGAUGUCCCCCUUGCAAUAAGACCCCGCUGCAUCAUCCAGCUACUCACAUUCUGGUCACCCCCUUUCGGCAGGCGCAGGACUUCCUCCUGGUAGCCACUAACUGGACGUGCCACAGCAGUCGCAGAACUGCCGGAUGUCGCCAUGUCAUAACCUUCCGCUUCUACACGCCGCGAUGGAAGCAUGGGCGAAGCACGUGCAUCUCCCUGAACGAAGCAGGAGGUAAUAAAGACAUCGCCAGCCCUCCCUCGUCGCCGUCCUACAGAAUCCGUGCGGCGGCGCCACCCGCGGAGGGCGGCAAGGUGGGCUGGCCCCGCAUGAGCCCCGAGAUGAGUGGCGAUGCGGCGUGUGGGGUCUGGCAUUGCUCGCCGGAGGCUGCGGCGGCCGUCCAGCGCUCGGACGCGGCCCCGGAGGAGGGGGCGGUGGGCCCCGGAUGCCCAGGCGAUGCCCCCGCGCCGAGGACGGACGCGGCCGAGGACAGCGACAGUGACAUCAGCGUGGGGCGCCCCUCGCCCAAGCCCUGCGAGGUGCGCUCUCCGGCGGGGAGCUCCGGACCUUCCGCCAGCCACGGCGAGGGCCUUACCUCCCCGCCCACGCCUCGCACGCCCACGCCCACGCUGGGCUCGGGCUCGGGCAGCAGUAAGUUUCCUGAGGAUGGCAUGACCUCGAAUGACAGCGCCAUGUCGCCUCCUCCGGCGCCGCCCACGCCCUCGAGGGAGGGCGGCGAGGACGAGUACUUCAAACCGCUGAAGAAACUGCGGAUGGUGCAGCUGCAGCAGCAGGAGGAGGCAGCAGCGCUGGCGGCGGCGCGAAGCAGUGCGGGCGUGAAGUCGUUCUCCAUCACGGAGAUCCUGAGCCACAAGCCCGUGGUGGCGAGGGCGCCCGACCCGCCCUCCGGCCGCAUCGUCCGCCCCUGGGACACGGACGACGACGAGGACAUGUCGCGGCCGCAGAGCGUCGACGACAUGAGCGUGUCGUCAGCGUCGUCGUCAGGAGGGUCGCCCCGGCCGGCGUCCAGCGACCCGGGGUCGGGCGGCGGGUCCAGCCAGGGGAGCCAGGGGGGGCGGCCGAGGGGCAAGGACGGCAACCCGCUGGACGCCCUCUUCCAGAUGACCAGCAAGACCUUCGAGGGACUCAAGCCGGGCCAGCAAGCGGGUGAGUACAAGGCGCCCUGGUCUCGGGAGGAAGCCGCAGCCACGGCGGAAGCAUUUCAGGGGGAAUAA